Messenger RNA from Aplysia californica (California sea hare), 1831 nucleotides. RefSeq names its product palmitoyltransferase ZDHHC23. Gene Ontology annotation, cellular component: endoplasmic reticulum; Golgi apparatus. The transcript is spliced from 8 exons. The record is from RefSeq and is a predicted model, not a curated record. Lineage: Eukaryota; Metazoa; Mollusca; Gastropoda; Aplysiida; Aplysiidae. Bases 253 to 1545 code for a protein of 430 amino acids. Gene Ontology annotation, biological process: peptidyl-L-cysteine S-palmitoylation; protein targeting to membrane. Gene Ontology annotation, molecular function: protein-cysteine S-palmitoyltransferase activity.
UUCAGCCCUGACUGUGUAACAGUGUCCAUGGGAGAAUUGUAGCCUGAGACUCUUCACGACGGAACACAUUCACAUUCCACUACUUUAUUACGCGUGUUGCAGUAAUUUAGAUUCUAGAUCUAGAUCUAAUCUAGCUCUAGAUCUAUGCAAUAUUUAUCAGACUUUUAAAGCAACUGACAGUUGUGUAUGAAAAGUUAGUUGUCAACGUAUGCCAGAGGUGGAGGUCUCGGUUGUACUUGCUGCCUGUCUGGCAUGAGGAAAGGAGGAGCGUUUUCCCAAGCUGCAGGGGAGUCCUUGUGCUGCUGUGAGUACGAGAACAUGAAAGGGGAGAGAAGCCACGUGCUGGCCGCCUGCUGUGACUGUGAGGCUCUGGACGAUACCUUUGACAAAAUCUUCAAAUGUGAGAACAUCCCGCAGUCGACCAUCGACCGUUUGUUCGACACCGUCGCAGAUCGUUUGCGACUGCCAUCUUGUUUAGGCCAUGGUGCGGUCAAGCUGAAGCUGGACGUUGCGAUCCCGGUGGUGAUGGUCCCAACGUGUCUGUGCUUGGCCACCCUCCACCCUGUCAUGACUGUCCUGGUCUUCCUGUUCAUGCCGUUGUUCCUUGGGGGAUUCCACGCGCUCUGGCGCAGAAAGAGCCGGGACAAGAGGACGUCACUCUUCUACGUGUGGGGCUGCACGUCCGUCAUCUCUUCCUAUGUGGUCUUUCAGUGUUUUGUGGUGGCGUUCCGCGAGGUGCUCCUGUGGGAGAUCUUGUCUGUGUUCACCAUGAUGAUGCUCAUGUUCUACUUCCUGUACCGCGCCAAGAAAGACCCGGACCAGCUCUUUGUCUCCGCCAGGACACGGCCCAGCCACAAGCGCACACCCUCCAAUCUGAUGGCUGGAAGUGCUUCUCAGCCGCUUUAUGACCAGAUCAGCGGGGAGAAGCUGGACUCGGGCCACAGCUUGUACACGGACCUCACUGGGGUGACAGUGCAGGGAGAGAUGGGCGCUGAGCAGGUGACACAGCACCAGAGGUCGAACCUUCGGCCAAUCGUAGGGGAGCUCCCUGCUCGAGCUGGGUACUGUCCCGUGUGUGAAUCGUAUAUCGCAGUGCGGGACCAUCAUUGUAUCUGGAUCAACAGCUGCGUGGGGGGUUCGAACCACAGAUCCUUCCUGCUGGCCAUGAUCACCUUCAUCUUGACCAGUCUGUACGGGAGUCACCUCACACUGACCACUGUGUGCACGCCCAAGAUGUACUACGACUGGUUCUUGUUACCCAACGACUGUCGCUGGCUCUAUUUGGACUUCUUGACAGCCAUUUGCUUUGUGACGGCGAUCUACGCGCUGGCGGCGGCCAUCUUCAUGUCUGUGUGCCUGCUGUUCCAGGUGGUCCUGAUCAGCCAGAACGUCACGUCACAUGAGCUGGCGCAGGCGCGGCGUCAGGGUCAGACGUUGUGCGGCGUCUUCUCCCGCGAUAACCCCAACAACCGAGGCUUCUUCAGCAACUGGCUGGAGUUCUGGAUGCAGGAGUCGCGCAGGGGCUCGCCCAAAGUGGUCGCGUAGCGUAGUGGAGGGAUGGUGGCUGUUCUAGGGGUUUGCUGCUCAUGUAUGAACUUUGCAUUUGAGUGGCUUUUGGAAUUUCUGCUACUUGGGGUGUUGGGGUUUUGUACUAUUAACCUGAAAUACAAAGUGUAUGGGGAGAGGUUGAAGGAGGGGUGAGGGGCAGUGAUGAGCUCUUAUGGUUUGUGUCAUGUACAUUUUUGUCUUGUUAUUGAGCUUCAACAAAAUAUAUUUGGGUUGGGUUCUGAUUUGUUGUUGUGACUUACUAUAUUCCCUCUCCCACCCCUCC